Messenger RNA from Hyla sarda, 7522 nucleotides. It is a transcript of the gene RBFOX2, whose product is annotated as RNA binding fox-1 homolog 2. The transcript has 14 exons. The record is from RefSeq and is a predicted model, not a curated record. Lineage: Eukaryota; Metazoa; Chordata; Amphibia; Anura; Hylidae. Gene Ontology annotation, cellular component: cytoplasm; nucleus. The coding region runs from base 223 to 1350 and encodes 375 amino acids. Gene Ontology annotation, biological process: nervous system development; regulation of alternative mRNA splicing, via spliceosome. Gene Ontology annotation, molecular function: mRNA binding.
CAGAGCAGUGAUAAAUUGCCCCUGGUGUCAGAAGGAGGAGCCUAAUCCUGAGAGAGAAAGGGAGCAAAGAAAGAUAGGAAGGAAGGAAGGAGUCGUACACAAGGACAGAAAAUAAUUGUCAGGAUCUUAACCGAUAAUCCCCCCCUAAAAAGCUGAGUGUGAGGCGAUCAGAUCUGCAGAUCCUGUGCUAGCUCCCUCUCUGCUCUUCUCCUCUUGUGUUUUAUGGAGAAGAAUAAAAUGGUUUCGCAGGGUAACCAGGAGCCAACAGCCACUCCUGAGACCAUGGUUCAACCUUUUGCUGCUAUCCCCUUCCCGCCACCACCGCAGAACGGUCUGUCCACAGAAUAUGGGAGCCAGCAUGCACAAGAGUAUGCCGCUUCUUCUACCGACCAUGGACUUCCACUCUAUGGAGGACAAGGUCAUGCGGAGCAUAAUGCCCCUGCAACAAGCACAGCGAAUACAUCCAGUACGCAGACAGAUGGAACUCAGCCAGAAGGGCAACAGCCACAAACACAAAACAGUGACAACACGGAGACAAAACCCACUCCGAAAAGGCUUCACGUGUCCAACAUACCAUUUCGCUUUCGAGACCCUGAUCUACGUCAAAUGUUUGGGCAAUUUGGCAAAAUUCUUGACGUAGAAAUAAUUUUUAAUGAAAGAGGCUCAAAGGGUUUUGGUUUUGUAACUUUUGAAACUAGCGCGGAUGCUGACCGGGCCCGGGAGAAAUUGCACAGCACGGUGAUUGAGGGGCGAAAAAUCGAGGUCAACAAUGCAACAGCUCGUGUGAUGACCAAUAAAAAAACUGUGACUCCUUAUGGAAAUGGUUGGAAACUCAGUCCUGUAGUUGGGGCAGUCUAUGGACCUGAACUAUAUGCUGCUGCACCUGGACUUCAAGCUGAUGUCUCUUUGGCAACUGAAGCUGGUGUUCAACUCCCUGGACCUCGAGGGGUUAACACGUACAUUCCAUUGAUCAUUCCUGGUUUUCCCUACCCCACAGCUGCAGCAGCCACCACAGCAGCUGCCUUUAGAGGGGCACACUUAAGGGGACGUGGGAGGACUGUGUAUGGGGCUGUGCGAGCGGUACCACCUACUGCCAUCCCAACCUACCCUGGUGUGCUAUAUCAGGAUGGAUUUUAUGGCACUGAAUUAUAUGGUGGAUAUGCAGCCUACAGGUACACUCAACCAGCUACUGCUGCCACAGCAGCCACCGCCGCUGCCGCAGCUGCUGCAGCCUACAGCGAUGGAUACGGGAGGGUAUAUACAGCUGACCCAUAUCAUGCCCUGGCCCCUGCUACCAGUUACGGAGUGGGAGCUGUGAUUACUGCAGUAACUGGAGGAUGGAAUAUUUAGGACACAUAUAUAAUUUGCGAGUUUAUACAGAGGCGGUUACAGCCGAUUUGCUCCGUACUGAAGUGACGUAAGCCUAUUGUUAAUUCAACCUGGACAAAACUGCCCUUCUUCCCAUUUGCCUGUUCCCCUUCCCUCUACUGUCAAAGUUUGCGAGGCCCGGCUUUUGCAAUACUUAAAGAGAAACUCCUCUAGGAAUUUUCUGGCAAUGCAAGAUGGAUGGAUACAACCGAAAUAUAUACAAAUCAAACAAAAAGGACAUUUUUUUUUAUACCUCAGCUUUCUUUCAAACUGCAAUUUUUAUUUCUGCAUCUACUUUUUAGUUUUUAAGGGGUGUGUUCAUUUUGUUCCAAAGAUAUUCAUUUUUUUUUUUUUUUCAACUGUGGUAAAAGUGCGUGUGUAUAUAAUAUUUACAUAACUAUGUGAUGUGAGCUUUUAUUACUAUUACUAUUAUUAUUAUUAUAUUAUUAUUUCUAUGCCUGGAAGAAGAAAAUAGGACGACAAACAAUGGUGAUGCAAGGUUGAUAUAAGACUAUGGAGGAAAAGUUUAUCAUUUCUUUUACGAGCUCCUUAAAGUAAACUCCUCUGGCGAGAAGGACUGAUACAACCAAGUGUUCAACAAAACAUUUUUUUUUUAAAUGAACAUUUUACAGAAAGUCCAAAAUUAAAAAAAUUGUCGAAUUGGCCUAUUUUUACUGCCUGCGUUGCUUUUGAGAUGUCAUGCAUUUUCCCAGCCUUAUUUCUUAGCUAAUCGCAUUUAUUUAAUACCCUGUAUAGGACAGUUGUUUUGUGCAGGAGAAGCACAUAGAUUAAUGGACACGAAUGCAGUAGAAUAUUGGCAAAUAUUUAUUAUGAUUGCUAUGUUUUUUUUUUUUUUUUUUUUUUUUUUUUUUCAAAACCAAAACUUUAUUUGCACGAUAAAACAUUACGCAUUAGCCAUUAUUGGAACCUGGUUUAGAUAUGACUCCAUCUGAAGGCAUAUUCUGUCAUUUUGUCUGUUUUAGCCUUGUAGUUCUUGCUGAUAUAGAACAGUGAUUAUAGUAGGGGAAUCCUUUUAUGUACUAGUUCCCAUGCUGCUGUUCUCCUUUUUUCGUGCUGGUCACAAUAUCCGUCCUAAAGAAAGUCACCUGACCUUAGAAUGGCAGCUGACCUAUUUAAUAAGCUGUGUUAGUUCUUUCAUAAAUGCCCCCCCCAAUUUUUUUUUAUUUUUUUUUAUUUUUUUUUGUGUUCACAAUAGGCCGUUUACCAUUGCUUGGGCAAAUGCAAGAGGUGUUUUUUCUUUUCAAUAUAUUUUUUUUCUUUUUUUUUUUUUUUUUUUCUUCUUUCCUGGAGCUGUAAUAAUCUCCUUAACUUUUAGUAUAGAAAUUCUAAAUCCUUGAAAUUUAAGGAAGGAGUAGAUCAAAUACAUCCCUUUAAAGGGAAAACAUAAGGAAUACUACUAUAGGGUUUUCCUGUUUGUUCCUCUGGACAAUAUUGCAGCUAUUCAUUUAUCAGUCAGGUAAAAAAAAAUGAAAUUUUCCACGGAAGUGGAUUGUCAUUGUCUUCCUAUAAGUGAUAAAAAAAAAAAAAGUGUUGUAAAUUGUAAUUUGCUACUUUGGGGUAAUUAUGUGGUACCACAUUGUAGUAUUUCUAUCGUGCACUGCAUUAUACUGUAUGGGUUUCAGUAGCGCUCGGGACACGGCUGCAGUGACAGUUUGAUUUUUUUUUUUUGUUUUUUUCCAUUGCAUGCAGUUGUGUUCAUUUUAAUUUUUUUUCCUUUUUAUUUUAUUUUUUCACAUAAUUCAGGUACAGGUGUAUUUUUUUCUUUUAUUCUCCUCUUUAGGACAGCCCCAAGCUGUUGCUACCAUAGACCUUUUUACUAAAACAAAUUGUCCCACAAUACAGGCUUUUGAUGAUAGUAGGUUAUUGGAUCUAUUGCGACCGCAAUAGAAACACAAGAGACAACAUCUCCUGAAAAAUGGGAGCUCUAUGCAAAAUAUUUUGAGUGUUAUGUAAAAUUGUUUUACUUCCUCCCCUUCUCCAUUGCACGCUGUACAGUAAAUUGUGCAAAUAUCACCGCAUUACAGCCAAAUACGUUUUUAUUUCUCUAAUUAUUGGCUUAAGGUCAUGGCUUAUAUAGUCUAAAUUAUGCUUGUUGUACUGACUGGUGUCUAGUGUUUUCAUUUCACUUUUUUAUUUUUUUUAUUUUAGUCCAUACAUUUAUAUAGAGUACAUGUUGGAGUAAUGGACAAGGAUAUAGAAACAGUGUUUAAAAGGAAAGCAAAGUUAGAUAUUGAGGUGUGACUGGCAUUGACUCCGAACCAAUAAAGAUCUAGAUUUUAAGGUCUAGGCUAGUACGGUUAGAACUAGAGCAGCUGUUACUAUCGUUUAUUGCAGUAGCACAGGCAUUGGAAAUAUGUUUGGUACCUCGCUUUUAGGUGUUACCCUCCGCUAUUUCAUGUCUGCUUCAUAGCCACUCCAAAUAUGUAUAUUUCUACAUUGUACUUGGCACACCUAUCAGAUGAAUGUCCGUUUCAAUUCUCACUUGAGCACAAAUGUUUUGUCACGACUGCAGCUUUCUUAUCUGAUUUUUGCUUUUUAUCGCAUUUGAUGCAUAUAACGUGAACAGCUUCUGGCCAUUUUUAGAAAAAUACAGUACAGUGCAGCUGGUCCAGUAUAAUCUUAUGUAUCAUAAUGUAAAUAAACCUGACCUCCAAUGGGUAAUUUAUUAAAUGUUGCUACAUGAAUUCACAUCGGUCCCUUCUGUUCAAAUAAUGAUAGAAUAUGUCCCAAUGAUCUUUUUGUAUUAAUUGCUACUGCCACCUGUAAGAUGCUAAAGGGGUGCAGCCUCCCCGAACUUGAUGUGGCGGGGUGCUGCGUACUGUUCAGCCAUCUUGCUGGAUUGGGCAGCUGGGUAGCACUCCUGGAGGGUAGGGCUCUGCAGGAUUCUCUAAUCCUUGGGAGGGAGUCCCUUUAGUCUAUUUAAGGCUGGGGCUACAUACCAGACUUCGAUGUAAUCUUAUAGAUGCAGCGGUCGUGCUACAAUUUGUGCGAUAGUCUCAUCAUGUAAUAUAAAGAAGUCACCCAUGUAGAUCGUGAGUAAGUGGCAUGACUUAGACUGCCUGUGGUGUAGCCCCAACCUUCAGAAGCAAGAGAUGAUCUUUUAAAUCUUUGUCAGGCUUGCGUUGUAGAGGAUUCAUGUCCUUUUGCAGGAAAAAAUUAAUUUAAUUUUUUUUUUUUUUAAAGGGGUUGUCCUUGUAAUAAUCGAAGAUGAGCAUGAUUGCUGACCAGUAGAAUACGCUAACUACUUUUACAAUGUACUGCAAGUGUUGCACAACUAAAGCAUUUGUAGAAAUACAUUUGUUAGGCUAUGUUCACACAGUCUUCUUUUUAUUUGCAAAAAUAAAAAGGCCAUCUUUUAUUGAAAUGACAGCCUGAAGACAAUUUUUUUGUUUGUAAUUAGUAUGGACAAAAAAAUUGGCCAAAUAAAGGCUUUUUUUCCUCUUUUGACAAGGCAUGUAGUCUUUCUGAACAUGGCCUAAGGGUGGUUUCAUGUGUACUGUCAUGAUGCGGUUUUUAAAACAAAACUACGAAUGAACUGAAAAAAAAAUUUUGAAUCCUUUUUAUAUACUUUCCGUCUUUGUGAUCCACUCACCCGUACAUAUAGCACAUCCUGUAUGUUCUGCACCUGAUGGAUCAUGGUAGGAUAGCACGUGGAGACCAUAUGACUCUUCGUGAGCUCUAGGGCCUGUGUGUGCUCUUUCCCCAUAGGGCGCUUUUUCCCUAUGUACGAUGAAUCGUUAUUCUCAAGGCCCAUGAAGAAUAUAAAGACCUUUUUAUGUUAGAUCGGUCAGACCCACAUUUUCCUACUCCACUUCUAAAUUAGUGUUUCCCAACCAUAGUGCUGGGAGUUGUAGUUUUACAAUGGCUGGAGGCACCUUGGUUGGGAAACGGUUAUAAAAAUAAGAGUUGUGUCUAGUGUUAACUUUAAUUUUAAAGUUUAAAUUUUUUAACAAAAGGAAAAAAAAAGGCCUGGUCUGCACAUUCAGUAUUUUAGUGAUCUAUUGCUGCUUGGCACCAUUUUCCAUAAACCAAUGCAUGUUGAUAAAACUGAAUAAGGCUGUUAAAUAGACUUAUUCAGUUUUUUAUCAAAAAUGUGUUCUAAGAAACAUGUAUUGGUUUAUGGAAGAUAAACACUUCAACAGAUCUUUAUUUUCCCCUCUUUCACAUAGGUUAAAUUUUAAUUUCAAGAUCUGAACCACAUGGCUCCAUGGCAGAAAUCCAAGGGUUUUCCCUGGAGAAAAAAAUCAGUCCUGGAUCUGUGGCAUUAUAAAGCAACUAUGAUUUAGACACUGUGCACUGCUCCUAGCACCCUAUCCUUUUUACGUCCGCUUGGCUAAAGCGAGAAUUAUACAGAACUUGCAAGUCUAAGGGGCUCUUACUUCCGCCCUGCUUAAAUGAGCAGGAUACUGCUUGGAGCAGUGCGCCAUGUUCAAACGAUGGUUACCCUUUUAAGUGAAAUGCAUAAUCGGUCUAGUGCACAUCUGUACAUUCAGGUUGUUUUUUGGGGUAGGUAGAAAUCUGAAGGGAAAAAAAAAAAUCACAGCCCCAUGUAAAUACACUAACCUUAUGCUGUCUCCUGCAAAAUUAUAUAGAUUUGAUAGAUAUCUGACCCAAAUGGGUGAAGUGCUGGUACCAAGGCAAAGAAAUAAAUUGGCACAAUAUAAUAGUAUCCUGUCAUUAUUUUAUUGCUGUGUACCAUAUUACCUUAUCUUUCCACAUAUGAUACUCUUGGACAACCCCUUUAACCUACAGAAUUGGACUAUAAGCUGAUUUUGAUGUGGAUUUUUUUUUUAUACAUAUAACGUGGAAUUCUCUUUUAAAUAGCAGAGGUCAAACUGCCAUUUGCUUUUUAUUGUCUUAUUUUACUGUCUACACCUGAAAGAUAAGUUCACAAUGUUUUAAGGGAAACUGUAAUUAUAAUGUUUGCCAUAAUCUUUUAACUGUAUAUUUGUUUCAUGUAGUACAAUAUUGCAUUAAACAGAUUUAUUUAUCCAUUUUUAAACUUUACUGAUCCUUCCUUUUUUUUUUGUUUUUGUAUUUUUUUUCCUCCGGGGGGGCUAGCAUUUUCAGAUUGUUGUGGUCUUGUAAUUCCUGUAGAUAUUAGAUCAUUGAAUGCAUGUCCCAGGUGAUCUUAACAGGGACACCCUAAGAGCUUGGAUGCAGUAGAUGAGGCUGACUGAUAUUGGAGCAAAUAUUUUAGUGGCAACCAAUGAUUUGAGGAAAGUUAAAAAAAGAUUUAAAAAAAACACAAAAUUAAAACGCUGCUCUCACCCCCCUAAAAAUGACCCUGCACCAGAACUGUCCAAACUGAAUAGAUAUGAACUUGCGUAGAACGGUGAUUAUUUUCAGGGUACAAAUUUACACAAAUGUCUUCAAAUGACUGGUGGAAACAGAUUGUCCCAUAAUUCUAGCCGUUCACACUGAUACAGGAUGUGUUUGUAGCAUAUACUAGACAGUAUUAGAUUAAGUGUAUGAAACAUUUCCUAAGGCCUUUAUGAUGAUCUCAUGUAAGACAGAAGAAAAUGUUCGGUGAAAUUCAAUAAUGUGAUCACAAGAGGACCAUGGUUGAGCCAUACAGACAUAUGGGUAGUGGAAGAAUCGGUUAAUCUGAAUUUCUAGAUGUUGUCUGCAUGUUACCAAAUUGGUCAUCCACUCCAUUGCUCACAGCUUGUCAGGACCAGACGCAUGAUUAUACUUUGUGCGUUGGACUUUUUUUCGUGUUAAAGAAACACACUAAAUGGCAGCUGUUGAUAUCGCACAAGCAGAAUGACCUUUUAUCUGCAUUUUGAAAGCUGCAGACCUUUCUGACCUGCCUCUGCAUGAUGCCUCGUGUGCACCUUCUUGGAUUUAUGACAUCAUCUGCAUUUUGAUAAUCAACUUUAAGUUACAUGAAGGUUUUUUUUUUGUUUAAUUAUUUGAGCUCAUAUUAAUCUCAAAGGGCUGGAAAGUGUAAGUUUUAAAACUAUACAAUGUACACAAGUGCAAUUUUUGUUAUACACAAAACUGAAAAUUGAUUAUACAAAAUGUUUUUUGUUUAAAGGGACACUAUCAUAAAGAAAACGUGUUUUUGUUUUUUCUGUAAGUUAUGAUGUUUUGUAAGAACUGUUAUAAAAUAAAUGUAAAGUUAACAAUU